Molecule: messenger RNA, 1239 nt
Organism: Klebsormidium nitens
Lineage: Eukaryota; Viridiplantae; Streptophyta; Klebsormidiophyceae; Klebsormidiales; Klebsormidiaceae
Source: the annotation of a GenBank genome assembly
AUGGAUGGCCAAAAGAGGAAGCGAAGGAAGAAGGGGAGGACGCAUCUCAGCACACCAAGGAAGCAGGGAAGGAAAGGACGACAUCCUGUGGCAGAAGAUGCAGACAUUCUGGAUCAGCAGGCAGUAGUCCUGGAGGCAAACAAUGAUGAAUGCAGUAGCGAGCCCGAAUCUUGCAGCAUUUCAGAUGGUGCUUUUCCAGGGGAAGACACCCCGUUUAUGGGGGGAGCCAAGCCGCAGGUCCUGUCGGGGGAAAGCGAGCCUAUUGAAAAGAUAGCCCCGUCCAAUCAGGAGGGCAUUCAGAAGCAGCAGGGAAGUGAAGAGCAGCGACAGGAGCCAGAGCAGGAGAGACAGCUGGGGCAAUCAGUGCAGAAGGUUUCGCUUCCACCCCUUCCAAUUGCCCCGCAAGCGGACAUACAAAUUGCGGCUCUGCCAGGCCAUCAGUCACAUCAACGGCUCAAGCCGCUGCGUCCGCUUGGGCCAGCUGGAAAUGAGAGGGGGGCCACUCAGACCCCGGCGGGGGAUGCCACGCAACCUGCCAAAAAGUGCGCAUGUGAUGUCUACAAGUUCUGCAGACAGGUGGGGGCCUUGCCCUUGUCCGAAGACGUCGCCGCUGCCCUUGCAGCCUUUCAGCACGAUGACACAACGAGGGGCCGCAAGGAGGAGGCUGUGCGGUACUUUCUGUCCCAGGUGAUGCGCCAAGUUCUGGGGUUCAACGUUCCUUUCCUGCACAAGCUCUGUGCCUUGGCUGAGGCAGCCAACGCUCGCUCGCAGUGCGAGGCGACCAAGGGGGCUGGCUUGUCCACAAGGACCGAGUCCCUUUGCAACCUGGUCACGACGUGCUUGCCGCUAAAGCCUGCAACGUCAGCAGAACGAGCGCUGGGGACUGUGUUGCUUCCUCUAGAGUGUGUUGCUGCCAGUCCCUUCAUAUUCAAGCUCUACAAAGAGCUCAACAUGAGCAAAGGGGCCCAGAAGAGAGCACCCACUUAGCUAGCAAUUUGAUACAGACAUGUCAAAAGGUCGACUUGUGUCUGGAAUCGAUCUCUCGUUAAGAACUCCAGAUAUGCAGAUCUGGAACUUUGUAAACUAGGUACAUAAGGCUGUUAUAGUAGGACGGGUACUGAAUUCUGUGUGUUAGAUCCUUACAAGGGCAUGCAGCAAUUCUUGGACGACUAGCUGCGGUGACAUAUCAUGCUCCGGGCCCAUCAUGCAAUGUAUGAUGAUUGUAUGCCUCUUACAGAC